AUGGGGCCUAAAUAUCCGGCUGGCCUAUCCUACGUGAGGAUAAGUUUAUCCCAGUUCCCAACUCCCCAAUCCAAAUCCUACAGUAGAACCGAGAAACGGAGCCGAAGAACAGGGCUUAACAUCGUAGAGCAAAUUAUUGUUCAACUGAGUUUUCAAUUAAAACCAAAAAGCAUGGAUCGGUACCAAAAGGUGGAGAAACCAAAAAUGGAAACACCGAUUAAUGAGAACGAGAUUCGGAUUACAAGCCAAGGCAGGAUGCGGAGCUAUAUUACUUAUGCCAUGAGUCUGCUUGAGGAAAAGGGUUCUGAUGAAAUUCUGUUCAAAGCAAUGGGCAGGGCCAUCAACAAAACUGUAACAAUUGUGGAGUUGAUUAAGAGGAGAAUUGUUGGUCUUCACCAAAUCACAACUAUUCAAUCCACUGACAUAACUGACACAUGGGAACCGUUAGAGGAAGGCCUCCAAAUUCUGGAAACCACAAGGAAGGUUUCAGUGGUCUCAAUCACGCUCUCAAAGAAGGAGUUGGAUACAAGAAAUGUUGGGUACCAACCGCCACUACCAGCUGACCAGGUGAAGGUGUUUACGGAGUAUGAAGGAGAGGGAUCACCUACUGCUCGUGGAAGAGGCCGUUUUGGUAGAGGACGGGGGAGGUAUCGAGCUACACCAGGGAAUGGUUUUGCACCUAUAGAGUAUGAGGAUGGAGGUUAUGAUCAGAAUCCUAGAUAUACCCGGGGUAGGGGACGUGGCAGAGGUCGCAAUUUCCGAGGCCGUGGUAGGGGAGGGUACGGUGGCUCUCAGUUGGAUACUCAGCAUGAUGCUGGAGGCUACAAUCAAGAAGCACCUCUUCAGGGCCGAGGUCGUGGCCGUGGGAGGGGAACUCGUGGCCGGGGUCGUGGAUUCAGAUCUAAUGGGCCAAUCUAUGCUACUGCUGGAGAUGCAUAG
Fraxinus pennsylvanica is the source of this 939-nucleotide messenger RNA. The record is from the annotation of a GenBank genome assembly. Lineage: Eukaryota; Viridiplantae; Streptophyta; Magnoliopsida; Lamiales; Oleaceae.